CAAACAGUGUGUUGGCAAGCAGGAAGUGAUGCUGUUGCAGUAAUCAAGACUCAGGUUGAUAAAUAGCUGCUGCUCCAGACACACCAUUAAAUCCAGCUAUAAACCAUAGCUUAACACGGUACUUCUGUUCACUUAGCAGAUUUUGCUGAUUUCUUUAACUUAGUUGUACAUUAGGAAAAAGAAAGAAUGAAGCCUGUCAUAUUGAUGUUCUGCCUGCUGGGAGCAGUCUACACAAAUCCACUCUUGCAUACAAUUGAAAUGAAUUCGCAUGCAUCCAACUCUUCAGAAAGCUCCUCUGAAUCCUCUGAGCAGAAUAACAUCUCACAACCUUCAAAUGAGAAAUCCAAGGAAAAUACAUCAGAGAGCAAUAGCUCGGAAUCACUUGAAUCUGACUCAGAUGAAUCGAUCUCUAAGGAGAGCGAAAGCCAUUCAGUGGAACAUCUGACUGGAAAAAGUGAGACUGCUCUGACAUCAGAUAACACUCAAAACAGCAAGGAGAACAUGCGUAGGGGCUGGAUCUACACCCUAAAAUGGGUCAACUCGAACAGCAAUGUGCAAGCAACCAGUGAACCAGAUGAGGAUGAGUCCAACGACAUAACAGAUGACUCGACAGGUGCCACAUCAAAACCAAGUGAAAGCAGCGAAUCAAGCGAGAGCCAGGAGGUCGGAGUGAGCACCAAUGUCACACGGCAAGAUGACAACAGUGCUGACACAAGCGAAAGCAUUGAACAGAGUGUUGGUGGGUCCAGCAACAGCAGUAGCAGCAGCAGCAGUGAAAGCAAUGAGUCCAGUAACAGUGCAUCGGACGAUAAGAGUCGCUCAGUCGAGUGCGUCCCUGGUACCAACAGCCAAGAGUGUGACAGUGAGGAGGACUUUCCCCAGGACAUUGGAGAUGAUGGUGCGACCGAUCCUUUCAAUGGCUUAAUGAUGCCCGACUAUGCCCUGCCCUAGCAGAAGUUUACGGCAUGAAGUCAAUGUUCUGAUAUAUUCAAAUGGGAAUCCCAGGAACAUAUUAGGGUGGGAAUGUGCUUAAGGGAAUAUUUUUUUAUAAAAAGGGAAAUUUUGGGCUAUUCCAGUAUUAACAUUAAAUAGCUAUGCCAGUAAUAAUGUUUUUUUAUUGGGUUACUCAGAGUACAUCGCUUGAGGUUGUUGGUGAAAUUAUACUGUACAUUAUACAUUUUUUAUUUUGCUUUAUAAUAUAUGCUUUAUCCUGAAAAGUCUUGAGAUUGCAAUAUUUUUCCUAAUUUAUCAUUUAUUUAUACAGUCGGUGCUAACCAUGGUCAAAUAAAGAAAAUAAAAAACAAAAUUA
This is a messenger RNA of Paramisgurnus dabryanus, 1309 nucleotides long. It is a transcript of the gene scpp1, whose product is annotated as secretory calcium-binding phosphoprotein 1. The record is from RefSeq and is a predicted model, not a curated record. NCBI's taxonomy places the organism in Eukaryota, Metazoa, Chordata, Actinopteri, Cypriniformes, Cobitidae.